Molecule: messenger RNA, 609 nt
Organism: Trametes versicolor FP-101664 SS1
Lineage: Eukaryota; Fungi; Basidiomycota; Agaricomycetes; Polyporales; Polyporaceae
Exons: 2
Coding region: 1-609 (202 amino acids)
Source: RefSeq, a predicted model, not a curated record
AUGGCCGGUAAGAAGCCUUCGAGCGCAGUGGCGCUUAUGAACGUGCGCAAAAAGCAGCGCGAAGAAGCGGUCCCUCGGCUUCCGCCAGUUGGAGGCGAACAGGAAGCGGGCGAUGAAGGCGAUGGGAAGGAUCCGGGGGCGGCAUCAAAGGCGAUGGGGGAGGAGGAGAGCGACUCGGACGACGACGCGGAAGGGGAGGAAGAGGACGCGCGCGAGCAAGCCGCAGUGCCCAAGAAGAUUGUCGCGGAGACGGCGCGGCCGAUUUUGAUCGACCCGAAGUCGGUGCAGUUGCGGCGGGACGUGAAGGUGGAGGCGGAAGUGGAGGCGAUGUUCCUCGGGGAGGGAUACCUGGACAUGGUGUCGAGCACGCCGCCGAAGAACUGGGGCAACUUCAACAACCGGCACGUCCAGGAAGCGCACGUCAAGGCGCUGCUGCGGUGCUUCGAGGAGACGGGCAUCGCGUUCUGGGAGCACACUAUCUCUAUAAAACCCCAUCCUGAGCUCAGGAUGCCGGAAGCGAAUGGAAGCGAGCACGGAAGCGAGGCCAUAUCUCCACCAAAACUAUGGAAGCGAGUGAUUUUUUUUGCAUCAUCCUAUAGCCCUCGUUGA